AUGGCGCCGGCAGUCACGAGGCAGUUGCCUGAGAAGCGCAAUCCCUUUAUGACCGCGGAGGUGCCAAACCACACCGACCUUGUUUCACGGCGCCGCCUGGGCCAGACCCAGCUGACCGCGAAGAUGGUCGCGGCCCUGCCCGGCGCCGAGGUCGACCCGUCCAACCUCGGUGUCUUCGACUACGCUCACCUACGCGCUCCUCUGCCCAAGGGCAUCGUUUCCGGCAUCUUCAAGUCGAGCCCGAAUAGCUACUUCCUCAUGCGCCGAAGCAACGACGGGUUUGUCUCUGCUACUGGAAUGUUCAAAGCAAGUUUCCCGUAUGCCAUGGCCGAGGAGGAGGAGGCAGAACGUCGGUUCAUCAAGUCUCUGUCGACUACCAGUCCCGAGGAGACCGCCGGCAACGUGUGGAUACCUCCAGAGUCUGCAAUAAGCCUCGCUAAGGAGUACGGUAUCGAGCCUUGGAUCCGCGCUCUGCUGGACUCCGCGGACAUUCUGGUGUCGAACGCGACCGAAAACAGCCCCCCGAAGCGAAUCAGUGCUCCUCCAAAAUACUUUCCUACCGCGUCCGCCACCACUCUCGUCCCGCCUACGCCGACCUCUAUGCGAAGCACGCGCAGCCGCCGAUCAGCCAGCCCCACCAAGGCCUCCUCAAGUCGCCGCAACGUUACCGCGAGCCCGCGCAAGCGAUCCGCUAGAACCGCAGCAUCGCAGCCCGAGGCGAGCGAGACACCGAGCAGCAGCCGCAAGACCUCUCUCACCAACGGUGACAUCCCAGUCCUCGCCCCUGGCGAGGCUCUCAAGGUCGAGGAGCUCAAGGUUGAGCAAGUUGACAAGGGGCUAGCUGGCACACUCGAGACCGUCCAGGAGGAGCCAAAGGUGAAGGUGAACAUCGAUCAGGACGUUAAGGUCGAAGAAGAUGGCACCGAAGUCGAGCGCACCAAGGUGGGCCUUCAGAUGCCCUUCACCGCAGGCGGACCUCCAAGUGCGGACGACGCAGCUCGGAUGAUUGAAGAGGCGAAGGCUAUGGUCGCGACUGCUCAGGUAGAUGUCGCCGAAGCUUCCGCCGAAGCUUCCUCCAAAUCUGCUAAGGGCAAAAGGAAGGCAGAGGAUUACGAGGCUGACAUUGAGGAGGAGGGUGCGGAGGGCGAGACCACUCUCGCUCUUCGACCGAGGGCAAAGAAGGUCAAGACCGAGGUCGAGCUGCGCAAGGACAAGGUGAAGAAGCGCGCGUUGGUGGGCAUCACCUUUACGCUGGCAGCCGGAGCUUUGAUCCCCUAUGCGAUGAACUUCCUGUGA
Molecule: messenger RNA, 1296 nt
Organism: Diaporthe citri
Lineage: Eukaryota; Fungi; Ascomycota; Sordariomycetes; Diaporthales; Diaporthaceae
Exons: 3
Coding region: 1-1296 (431 amino acids)
Biological process (GO): meiotic attachment of telomere to nuclear envelope; mitotic telomere tethering at nuclear periphery
Cellular component (GO): nuclear membrane complex Bqt3-Bqt4
Molecular function (GO): DNA binding
Source: RefSeq, a predicted model, not a curated record